UCAGCUGUAACUCAGAAAUACCUCCCUCCUGCCCCAUCUGGAGCAAAGAUGUGAGUUUCUGUUGCAAUCUGGGAAAGACUCUACAUUUCUGUCCAAGGGGGAAGUAGAGGAGUCUUCAGUGCAUGGAUGAACAGCAUGGAGACGUCGGUGGACGCAGCGAGAUCUCACACCUCAAACACCCACUGCAACCCGCUGUUUGGCAUGUCCCUGGGCAGGAAUGAGCGCUACAGCUUCCAGACAGAUGAUCUGAAGCCAGCUAAACCCAGGCGACAGUGGUGUUUGAACCUGAUCGUUGUCUACAUCAUCUUACAGACAGCGCUGAACGUGUUUCUCAUCUAUAAAGUUUUUACUUUGGAGCGCUCGGCCACAUCCACACCAGCGAAACUGGACUCUGACGGUAGUUCUAUGGAGUACCAGUGUGGGGAGGAUGGUCAGCUGCAGCGCCUGAGAGCAGACCUGAACCUGCUUAAUAGCAGCAACAAAGACCUGGAGAGUAAGAUGAGCAGCAUGAACCUGGUGGCAGGUCCUCCUGGUAGAACUGGGCUGCCUGGACAACCAGGAGCACCAGGAGAGAAAGGACCCAAAGGUGACGCUGGGGCUGCGGGACCCCCAGGAAUCAGAGGACAACAAGGAGCAUCUGGUGAAUCUGGUACCAGAGGUCCUCCAGGAGAUCAGGGUGAAAAGGGAGAGACAGGAAGCCCCGGGACCCCAGGAGUGAAAGGAGAGCCUGGACAAUCAGGAAUUCCGGGACUAAAAGGAGACAAUGGAGAUAUUGGUCUUCAAGGACCGCCAGGUUCGGUUGGACUGAGCGGUUUCAACGGAACCGAGGGUCCUCCUGGACCACCAUGUGCUAAAGGAGAGAAGGGAGAGCAGGGGAAGGACAUGAUCAUACGUCUCGUACCUGGGAAAAACAGAGGACGAGUGGAGGUCAGAUACAAUGAUAUCUGGGGAACCGUCUGCGAUGACAAUUUUGGAACUCCGGAUGGCCAGGUGGUGUGCAGGAUGCUGGGCUUCAAGUCAGUCAUUUCCACCUUCACAGCUACCCCAGGCACCGGAAAAAUCUGGCUGGAUGAGCUGGGAUGCACGGGAACAGAAUCAGACAUAUUUCACUGUGUGAGCAACGUAGUUGGUGUCAACAACUGCAAUCAUGAUGAGGAUGCCGGCGUGCACUGUGUAUAGGACAGAACAGAGAAGAAAACCUGGAUUUCAGCUGUUCUACACACUCUGGUCUGAAAGUUAAUCAUGUCCUGGCUGGACCAGGUUGGAUUGUCAUCCAUAAUCAAAACUGCUGAGCAGAGAUCUGAACCCCUCCUACUGCAGCUGAUACGGCUUCAUCUCUGUUUCAUGUAACUCCAUGCUGUUUCUUUUCUUUCUGCUGAGGUUUCUGAACAUUUUCAAUCACAUCUUCAGUGAUUCGUUGCUCCACGUUAACCUUACUGUCAUUUGGUGAAAGAUUCAAGUAAUCCACAGUGUUUUCUGCAAAUAAUAACUCUUCUCAUGAAUGAUUUUUGUGAAGGGACUUCAAAUGGCAUGAGCUGCUUCAAUCACAGUUUGAUUCAAACAUAAACAAUAUUUCAAAAUGUAUAUUAAAAGAUAACUGUGAUAUGACUAAAUUGCCAUGAAUUAAAGAUUACUAAACUGUC
Molecule: messenger RNA, 1643 nt
Organism: Cololabis saira (Pacific saury)
Lineage: Eukaryota; Metazoa; Chordata; Actinopteri; Beloniformes; Belonidae
Gene: marco
Product: macrophage receptor with collagenous structure
Exons: 13
Coding region: 127-1179 (350 amino acids)
Cellular component (GO): membrane
Source: RefSeq, a predicted model, not a curated record